GGAAACAACUGGAAGGCAUCUGGCACACCUCUAUAGUUGUACACAAGGAUGAGUUCUUCUUCGGCAGCGGCGGUAUUUCCAGCUGUCCCCCGGGAGGGACAUUGCUUGGGCCCCCAGACACUGUGGUUGAUGUGGGGUGCACAGAAGUCACAGAAGAGAUCUUUCUGGAAUACCUGUCCUCCUUAGGGGAGUCUCUGUUCCGAGGAGAAGCCUACAACCUCUUUGAACACAACUGUAACACCUUUAGCAACGAAGUGGCCCAGUUCCUGACUGGACGGAAGAUCCCUUCCUACAUAACAGACCUGCCCUCCGAAGUCCUGUCCACGCCCUUUGGACAAGCACUUCGGCCCUUCUUGGACUCCAUCCAGAUCCAGCCUCCAGGAGGGAACUCUGUGGGCAGACCCGAUGGGCAAAGCUAACAGGACUGCACGGGACCGCCCGCCUCUCCAGGGCUUUUCCUUUUUAAACGAAACAAACCCUA
Messenger RNA from Psammomys obesus (fat sand rat), 481 nucleotides. RefSeq names its product desumoylating isopeptidase 1 (gene Desi1). The record is from RefSeq and is a predicted model, not a curated record. Gene Ontology annotation, biological process: protein modification by small protein removal. Gene Ontology annotation, molecular function: peptidase activity. NCBI's taxonomy places the organism in Eukaryota, Metazoa, Chordata, Mammalia, Rodentia, Muridae.